Messenger RNA from Caenorhabditis briggsae, 771 nucleotides. The record is from RefSeq and is a predicted model, not a curated record. Bases 1 to 771 code for a protein of 256 amino acids. NCBI's taxonomy places the organism in Eukaryota, Metazoa, Nematoda, Chromadorea, Rhabditida, Rhabditidae. The transcript has 5 exons.
AUGAUCUUCCUUCUCGUCAUUCUGACGAGUUUAUCGUUUACAACCGCGUUUCCCGAGCAGAUUCCAACCUACGACAGCCUAAGCAAUGAAGUUAAGACCCACUUGAACCUUGUUCUAUCUGAAAAAUACUCCAUGUUGUACAGAGAUAUGCGUCAGAACUGCAAGAGCGAGUAUCAGCCUCAGGCGAUAAUCCAUUUGCAAAUCAUAGAAGGCCGCAAGAAUUCAACCCAAAACGAUAUGGUGAUUUGGGAAGCCAAGGCAGCUCCGUGUUCUCUGAAAUUGUUCUCUACGUCGGAUGAGGUUCUCAGCAAAUGGUGUGCGAAACAGCCACAAGCGUUCGUUAACUUCCUCUAUAACCACACAGGAAAAGCGCUCUGGAAUCAUGAUCCUAACUUCUUGACUGUUGUUCAAACAUCGUGUCAUCGUUUCACAAGUGGAGAUGAUUUCCCUCGUCCUCGAUUUUAUCAGCCGUACGACUACAAAGAAGAACAAAUUAAACUCUUUUUGGCAUUCGCAAUGCUCAUGGCUUCCGUUGCUCUUGUUGUCUCAUGUGUCUACUGUCACCGUGUUCCGCUCCGAAAACACAUGACAGCUCGUUGGGAGAAAUACUGGGAUGUUAAAGAGUGGCAUCAGUUGAACGCCAUCGUGGAGUAUCGAGAGAGAAUGUACAAGGAGGAUUUGGAGCAGCAGAUGAUUGCAGAGUUGAAGAAAAUGCAAGAAGAAGAUGCGAAGGCGGCGGCUGGAACUGGAUAUGAAAAUCCGAUGUUCUAG